AUGGAUCAGCAACUUGUCCUGCAGAUCCUCCUUGUUGUACUGUGGGCAUCAGAUAGUAGGGAGCAGUUUAACGUACAUUUUCUCCCAUUUAAACAAGUUACUGCACUUCCUGCUGUGUGUGGAAACCGACCAUUGGCAAAUGAUAACCGCUUUGGCUCUCGUGUGGUAGGGGGACACGAUGCCCUGCCUGGUUCUUGGCCAUGGAUUGUAAGUCUUCAAGAUCCUUAUGGCAAUACUUAUGGUCACUUGUGCGGAGGCACUAUUAUCAAUCAAGAAUGGGUCCUAACAGUGGCUCACUGUUUCAAGAACCAGGGAAACAAAAUCUAUGGCUGGCGGAUGGUUUUUGGAGCGCAGAUAUUGUCACGUUUGGGACCUGAGACACAAAUCAGAAAAAUAACAAAGCUGAUUAUUCACGAAGCAUUCAACCCUGUCACAAUGCUGAAUGAUAUUGCCCUUCUCAAGGCAGACAAACCAAUCAAGUUUAACAAUUACACCCAAGCAGCCUGUCUGCCUCCGGUCAGCAUCAAUAUAAACAGCAUGACCGAUUGCUACAUCGCAGGCUGGGGAGUAACAAGUGAAGACUCUUAUGAAGCUGCCGAUAUUCUUCAAGAAGCACAAGUGGACCUGAUACCAACCAAGCGCUGUAACAGCACCAUGUGGUACAAUGGGGCCGUAUAUUUCAGCAAUCUUUGUGCUGGCUAUGAGGAAGGUGGCAUUGAUGCUUGCCAGGGUGACAGCGGUGGACCCCUGAUGUGCAGACCAAAGAUCGGCUCACCCUUUACUGUGGUUGGAGUGACCAGCUGGGGAUCCGGCUGUGCCCAGGCCCAAAGCCCUGGCAUUUAUACUGCCACUCAAUACUUCCGCAACUGGAUUAUUCAGAAACUCAGCAACAAAGGAAUAUAAUGGAAUUUGAACCCUAAUAACAACUAAAUCAAAUUAUCAGAACAUUAACGCAUUCCUCAAAACUAUAAAAAUCUAACAAUAAAAAAACUUACAAAGUCUUCAUGUUACUAGCUUGUUAACAAUUGUAAUGCUCAGUAGAAUUGUGCUGAUAUAAUUAUUGAAGAUUCUGAACCUGCCAUGUACGAUGACUUUUCUAUUUUCUAUUCACACAAUACUGCUAAAAUUGCUGUAAACGCCUAAACCUGUACGCAAGAAUUUGCUUAUCAGCUGGCUUAUUACGAGCUCAUAAA
Molecule: messenger RNA, 1193 nt
Organism: Bombina bombina (fire-bellied toad)
Lineage: Eukaryota; Metazoa; Chordata; Amphibia; Anura; Bombinatoridae
Product: acrosin
Exons: 5
Coding region: 1-903 (300 amino acids)
Biological process (GO): acrosome reaction; proteolysis
Molecular function (GO): serine-type endopeptidase activity
Source: RefSeq, a predicted model, not a curated record